CGUCUGGAGGAGACCAUCAGGACCAAUGAGAGGCUCAGACAGCAGCUAGAGGAACGCCUGGCCACCACCGGCCACGACGGAGGAGCCCCCACUAACAUCUAUAUCCAGGGGCUGGACUCUGUCAGCCAGCUGUCCAAUGAGAUCCGAGUCCUGAAAGAGGAGAACCUGGCUCUCCAGGCACACCUACAGGCCAGCUCAGGUACUGCAUCGCACCAACCCACGCUGUGGUCAACAUGGCACCACAUUCUGCAUAUUUUGUCUAUAUGGCUGAAUCAUUAGAUCGGAUGUAGUGUCUAACUUUGCCCCUCCAUCAUAUGUGGUUCCCCUCAGAUACAUGUGAGGAGGCAGAGCAGCUGCGUAAGGUGGUGGUGACGGGGCGUGCCCGCCUGAAGCAGGCGGAGCUAGAGGCGGAGCAGUGGAAGGAGGAGCUCCGACGGCUGCAGACACACAGCCAGGAGCAGGGGCAGCAGAUACACACACUCAGACAGGAGAGGCAGAACAGCCAUGAGAAGAACAAUAGGUGUGUGUGUGUGUGUGUGUGUGUGUGUGUGUGUGUGUGUGUGUGUGUGUGUGUGUGUGUGUGUGUGUGUUUAUUCACCCUGUAUCUCUCUCUUCUCUCCAGUCUCCAGCAUGAGGUGUCCCUGCUGCAGCAGCAGUUGUGUGAAAGCAGGGAGCUGCUCCACUCUCUACAGAGUGAGCUGCAGGUGUACGACAGAGUGUGUGCCAACACCAAGGGCAACCCAGGUAAGCUUACUCACUUUAUCCACAGGCUAGUGGAUUCAUAGAGCACUGUAAUUCAGGAAUUUGCCUUGAUAUCAAUCCUUACCAAUGGAAACAUUUGUUAAAAUAAUAUCCUAACUUCAGAUAUGUGCACAUAACUGGGACUUUUGUAUGUUUCAGACAUUGCUUGCAUAGAAUUCCAAAUUACGCUCAGAAGUUCCUAUUUUGAUUUAGGUUGUUUAGAGGACCUAUACUUGCUGUGGGCCUAUGACAUUCACUGUUAUAUUGACUGACACUAUUGUGAUUUUCAGGGUACCGGUGUGAGGGACAGUACGGUGGGGUCCCUGCCCUGCCCGUGGAGCUGGGGGAGCUGCUAGGGGAGGUGAGGAGCCUCAGAGCACAGCUCCAGUCCAGUGUCCAGGAGAACAGCGUCCUGAAACAGCUGGAGCUCCACAAACACCUGGAGCAGAAGCUGGGAGCUGGGGUCCACAGAGGGGUGGGGGGCAUUGGGGGGAUGGAGCCCCCUCGUACCCCGUCUCUCAGUGCCCUUACUGCCAGCCCACAGAGGGACAGCCUCUACAGACGGCAGCUACUGCAUGGUAAGGGGGUGUUGUGUGGUGUAAUGGUGUGGUUUGUGUGUACAGUAUGGAAAUACAUUUUGAUAUCAGCUUGAUAGGCACCAAUACUCAAUGCCAGCCUAAGCUUAAUAUUGGCCUACUCUUCAACACUAUCAAUGGGACCAACCAGUUUGUCUCAUGCAAAUCCCAUUGAACUGACUGAUUGCCGUGUUUAAUGAACUAAUAACAACAGACUAAUGCAUUUUUUUAUUUUAAGCAUUAUCAUUUAGUAAAUGUAGUUUAAUAUUCAGGGUUGUGUGUGUGUGUGGUGACCGAGCAUCCCUGUCUGUCUCUGUGUGUGAUCUUCUGCAGACCCAGCUCCGUCUCCCCCGGUCAGAGACAUUGGGCUGUUUAACUGUGGAUCUCCAUACCACGUCCCCUACACGGACCUGGAGGAGACCCCGCUCACUGCCAAUGGUGUGACUCUAAUUCUAACUGCACUGCAUCCUGUUUAAUCGCGGUGUGAUGUGUGACAAAUUGGGAAAUGAGAGUUGUACAUAUCAGAUUUAUAUACAGUUGAAGUCGGAAGUUUACAUACACCUUAGCCAAAUACAUUUAAACUCAGUUUUUCACAAUUCCUGACAUUUUAUCCUAGUAAAAAUUCCGUGUCAGUGUAAUGCGGUGGAUCGAAGUCAGGCGCAGGACACAGAACUCAAUGAAAACGUACUUUACUAACAAGUAAAGAAUCAAAUACAAAAUACCUCCACACAGGGAGGAGUAAACCCGCUCACCAAACGACACACGAAACGAAAUAACAAACACGCACAAAACACAAUGGGAGCCAUCGGGUUAAAUAGGGAAGGAGUAAUUGCCCGAUGGGAAACAGGUGUGAGACAAUCAGACAACAGGUAGAACAUAGAAACAUAGAACAUAGAUCGGCAGCAGCUAGUACUUCCGGUGACGACGAACGCCGAAGCCUGCCCGAGCAAGGAGGAGGGGCAGCCUCGGCAGAAUCCAUGACAGUCAGUUAGGAUCACCACUUUAUUUUAAGAAUGUGAAAUGUCAGAAUAAUAGUAGAGAGAAUUAUUUAUUUCAGCUUUUAUUUCAUUCAUCACAUUCCCUGUGGGUCAGAAGUUUACAUACACUCAAUUAGUAUUUGGGAGCAUUGCCUUUAAAUUGUUUAACUUGGGUCAAACGUUUCGGGUAGCCUUCCACAAGCUUCCCUAAAUAAGUUGGGUGAAUUUUGGCCCAUUCCUCCUGACAGAGCUGAUGUAACUGAGUCAGGUUUGUAGGCCUCCUUGCUCGCACAUGCUUUUUCAGUUCUGCCCACAAAUCUUCUAUAGGAUUGAGGUCAGGGCUUUAUGAUGGCCACUCCAAUACAUUGACUUUGUUGUCCUUAAGCCAUUUUGCCACAACUUUGGAAGUAUGCUUGGGGUCAUUGUCCAUUUGGAAGACUCAUUUGCGACCAAGCUUUAACUUCCUGACUGAUGUCUUGAGAUGUUGCUUCAAUAUUACCACAUAAUUUUCCUUCCUCAUGAUGCCAUCUAUUUUGUGAAGUGCACCAGUCCCUCCUGCAGCAAAGCACCCCCACAGCAUGAUGCUGCCACCACCGUUCUUCACGGUUGGGAUGGUGUUCUUCGGCUUGCAAGCAACCCCCUUUUCCUCCAAACAUAACGAUGGUCAUUAUAGCCAAACAGUUCUAUUUUUGUUUCAUCAGACCAGAGGACAGUUCUCCAAAAAGUACGAUCUUUGUCCCCAUGUGCAGUUGCAAACCGUAGUCUGGCUUUUUUAUGGCGGUUUUGGAGCAGUGGCUUCUUCCUUGCUGAGCAGCCUUUCAGGUUAUGUCGAUAUAGGACUUGUUUUACUGUGGAUAUAGAUACUUUUGUACCUGUUUCCUCCAGCAUCUUCACAAGGUCCUUUGCUCUUGCACUGGGAUUGAUUUGCACUUUUCACACCAAAGUACGUUCAUCUCUAGGAGACAGAAUGCGUCUCCUUCCUGAGCGGUAUGAUGGCUGCGUGUAUAUACUUGCGUACUAUUGUUUGUACAGAUGAACGUGGUACAUUCAGGCAUUUGGAAAUUGCUCCCAAGGAUGAACCAGACUUGUGGAGGUCUGCAAUUUUUUUUCUGAGGUCUUGGUUGAUUUCUUUUGGUUUUCCUAUGAUUUCAAGCAAAGAGGGACUGAGUUUGAAGGUAGGCCUUGAAAUACAUCCACAGGUACACCUCCAAUUGACUCAAAUGAUGUCAAUUAGCCUAUCAGCAGCUUCUAAAGCCAAGACAUAAUUUGCUGGAAUUUUCCAAGCUGUUUAAACGCACAGUCAACUUAGUGUAUGUAAACUUCUGACCCACUGGAAUUGUGAUACAGUGAAUUAUAAGUGAAAUAAUCUGUCUGUAAACAAUUGUUGGAAAAAUUACUUGUGUCAUGCACAAAGUAGAUGUCCUAACCGACUUGCCAAAACUAUAGUUUGUUACCAAGAAAUUUGUGGAGGUGUUGAAAAACUAGUUUUAAUGACUCCAACCUAAGUGUAUGUAAACUUCCGACUUCAACUGUAUCUGUAGGAGUUUACACAAGUUUGGUUAUAAGGUUAAAAUAGUCCAGGAAGGAUGUUAUCCCGGAUGUUGAAUCACUCUCAUUACCUAAAAAAAUAAAAAGUAAACUAAUAUCAUCUCCAAUUCUCUCAUUUACCAGUUAGUCUGACACUAAGCCCUUGCCUCUCCGUCUUCCUCCCCUCCUACAGAUCUGGACCCCCACUCAGAGCUGGAGGGUGACGCCCCGGACGGUUCGUUCUCUAACCGGAACGGGCGCCAUGCCAUUGGGCACGUGGACGACUACAGCGCUCUGCAGCAGCAGGUCCUGGAGGGGAGGAGUUUGGUCCAGCGAAUGGAAACAGCUCUGCAGGCCUGCCUCAGCCAAUCAAUGCUGGAGGGCAGCCAGGACCAGGUAAGAGGAGGUUGAAGGGAAAGUAGCACUAUUUGUGCAAACAACUAAAUUAUCGACUACCUUAUCUCGAAACCCAGAACCAAAUCGUGCACGCUGGCCACCUACUCAAUGUAAACAGUCUGUCACUACAGCUACUUUCAAGAAAUUGAAUGAGUCUAGCUAACUGUGUCUGUGUCUCUGUAUAGGUCCUCCUGGACUAUGGGUGUGUGAGGAGUCUGCUGUCUAACACCAAGACCCUGAGACAGAUCCUAGAGGAGGUUGUGUCCCUGCUGAAGAUGUUCUGGAGGGCUGCCCUGCCCAACACAGACCGUUCCACCCAUAGCCUUAAGAAGGUGCAAUAUACAUGAUUUACUACCAGUAUAUUAUGUAUCGAUUUGUUGUAAUUGAUGGUGUGUGACACAUGACAUCAUGUGUCAACCAUGUGGUGGCUGUGAGGCUCUCUAUUGGCUAUGCAGGUUGCUAGGCAGACAUAUGAACUGUUGUUUAGUUUAUUGUUUGAUAGAAUUAUUGAGUUGAUUGGUCAGUGUAUUUAUUGAUUGAUUGAUUGCUGUGACCGCUGCAGGAGCAGUGUAUGCAGGAGGAGAUUCUGUCUCUGAGGGGGCGUAUCUCGGAGCAGGAGGAGGUGCUUCAAGGAACCAUCCAGAGACUGAGGAGCACCAGCCGCACCAAGGAAAGCAUGGAGCACUUCAUCAUCAACCAGCGUGAGUGUGUGGGUGUGUGUUACAGCAAAAGGUCCUAGUUAGAUGUUUCUUCUUAUUGUGCAUUUCGCCUUUUCAAUGCAGUAUCAAGGACUCGCGAUGUGCUGAAAAAAGCAAGGACUAACUUGGAGGUAAGAUAUUAUCAUUUUCCUGCCCAUCUUGUAUACCAUGUUGUUAAUGUGUUGUGUUCAGUAUCUGGUUACCCAGUCCCAGUGUCAGUACUGUAUCUCUAGUGUUGUCUCUGUUUGCACCCUCCCUGUCUGUUUCACCUGUUCCUUCAUCCUGUGUUUGUCUCUUCCCUCCUUCCUCUCCUCCUCCUCCUUUCCCCUGAGUACUUCCAGAAGAACGAUCGGAGGAUGUCCUCUCUAAGCUCCUCCUCUUCCUCUCCUUAUGCUGGUAAAGGGUUUGGCACGCUGUGGCUUGGCCUGUUGUGCCUGUCAUGCUGUGUGACAUCACUGUUUUACCAUCCAAUCAAACAACAGAAUAAUAAUAUUUAA
Coregonus sp. 'balchen' is the source of this 5411-nucleotide messenger RNA. The record is from the annotation of a GenBank genome assembly. NCBI's taxonomy places the organism in Eukaryota, Metazoa, Chordata, Actinopteri, Salmoniformes, Salmonidae.